UUGUAAAUUCAUCACAGAUGAAAAUCAAGUGGAAUAAAACAUUUAUGGUCUGGCUGAGUGAAAUUAACGAACACUCCGUACAAAGUUAGGCUACUGGAUCAGGGACUGAAAGGAUUCAAAAUGGCGACUGGAGCAAUCUUCCACUGGGCGGACUACCUCAUAUUUGUUCUUGUGCUUGUUAUAUCUACUGCCAUCGGAAUAUUCUUUGCUUGGCGGGAUCGAAAGAAGCAGAAUGCAUCCGAUUUCCUUCUUGGAGGGAGAAAAAUGGGAAUACUUCCGGUUUCACUGUCUCUCAUGGCCACGUUGUUGUCGGCUGUUAUGGUUUUGGGAGUUCCGGCGGAAGUUUACUACAAUGGCGCCAUCUACUGGCUGAUAUUGUUUUCCAACCUACUUGUGUAUCCGGUUGCUGCACAUAUGUUUUUGCCCGUUUAUCACAACCUAGGUAUCACAAGUGCAUAUGAGUAUUUAGAGAUGCGAUUCAACCCCCUAGUGCGUAUUCUAGGCUGCAUUGUCUUCCAGAUCCAAAUGGAAGGAACUAGAUGGGUGAUUUUUAAAUUUGAUAUGACAGGUCCUAUUCUUAUCAUAGAUUAA
Molecule: messenger RNA, 591 nt
Organism: Ruditapes philippinarum (Manila clam)
Lineage: Eukaryota; Metazoa; Mollusca; Bivalvia; Venerida; Veneridae
Product: sodium-coupled monocarboxylate transporter 1-like
Exons: 4
Coding region: 121-591 (156 amino acids)
Biological process (GO): transmembrane transport; sodium ion transport
Cellular component (GO): membrane
Molecular function (GO): symporter activity
Source: RefSeq, a predicted model, not a curated record